AUGUCAAUCGAAGAAAUCCCAGAAGAAAUUCCCCAAGGUGCUGAUGUCACCAUCUUGUCCAAGAACGAGAAGAAGGCCAGAGAAUUGAUCAAGAAAUUGCACUUGAAGCCAGUUCCUGGUAUUACCAGAGUCACCUUCAAGCAAAAGGGAAACCUCAUUUACGCUAUUGAGCAACCAGAUGUGUUCAAAUCUGCUGCUGGUACCUAUGUUGUUUUCGGUGAGGCCAAGGUCGACGACAUGAACAAGAGAAUUGCCGAGGCUCAAGCUCAACAAGAGCAACAAGAGGCUCUUACCAAGGCUGCUGCUGAUGCCGAAACCGCUGACAAGUCUCCAGAGUCCAUCACCAAUGACUUGCAAAACGCUUCUUUGGAAGACAAGACUGUUGAGGAAGAUGAAGGUGAGGUAGACGAAACUGGUUUGGACUCGAAAGAUAUCGAGAUCAUUGUUUGA
Meyerozyma guilliermondii ATCC 6260 is the source of this 450-nucleotide messenger RNA. RefSeq names its product Egd2p (gene EGD2). Gene Ontology annotation, cellular component: nascent polypeptide-associated complex; cytoplasm. Lineage: Eukaryota; Fungi; Ascomycota; Pichiomycetes; Serinales; Debaryomycetaceae. Gene Ontology annotation, biological process: protein targeting to membrane. The coding region runs from base 1 to 450 and encodes 149 amino acids. The record is from RefSeq and is a predicted model, not a curated record. The transcript has a single exon.